ACUAAUGAAACCUUACAGUAUUAACGUGAAAUUUUGCCACGCUGUCGGCAGAAACUUCAAGUUUUCUUCUACAGGAGAAGGCAUUCUCCCUCUCCCCAACUUCUUUCAGACAGCCGUUCCCGAAUCCUCCUCCAGUAGGCGGUGCUACUUUUGAAGGUAGUAAUUUAUUCUUAAAAAUGUAAUUAUUGCGCAUAUUUUGAAAUCCAUUAACAAUGUGUAUGUAAGUUUGUGCUGGUUUAAAAUAGCAUAUUUAAAUAACAUACUAUAGCAAGUCAGGUAAAUAGAUUACGCGAAUUUUCAGUAUUUUCCCCAACUAAAAAUAGCCUACUGAAGAAAAACUAAACUUUUGCCGAGUGAGGGAGAAUUUUUUUUUUUUAACGUUUUGAUAGAUAUAGGUUGCAUAAUUUUCGCGAACACUGUACAUUGCAAGCAGCGACCUAGCCUAUCACAAACAAUUGCUGCACUGUCACAGUUAAGAAGCGCAAUGGGUAAAAGCUUUUCAGUGCAUUCCUUAAGUUGUUUCCCUCACAAUCAUUCGCCAUAACUUGUUUUCAGCGCUGGAACUUCUGAGUUGUAACUUUGUUGGGUAGAAGUUCAGAAGUUAGUGACGGUUUUUCUGUACACUAAACAUGUCCACCAGCGCAUAAUUGCGCGUACCAUAUGUCUAUUAAACUCAAACUCUUUAGAGAUGUCCUCUUACAACUCAAAUACAUGCACUUAUAUUUGUUUUGAAAGAAGAAAAUACACACACAAGACUCCGAAGCCGCCCGACUCCCUGGUUCCCGUACAGACCAUUUUUACUUCACUGAACUCUGUGAUUAGCUGGAGAGAUGUCGUCAUCAGCGCUCCGAUUUUCCCCCCUUCCUAAAUGGAUGGGGCUGUCCUGGUUUAUGCACAGUUCAACAGAGGCCAAAAGAUUGGAACAACUCAUGAAUAUCCGUCAGUUUGGCUUUUAGAGUUACGCUCAGAAUGCUUGCCAGUUUCGCUGCAGCUACAGAUUGAAAGCUUGUCCCACAGACUGUGGGUCCAGGAAGAGGGCUCAUUGAAAGUUUACAUUACUUCUACUCCCGUUGGUUGAAGUGGCAGCUUUUAAUAUCAUAUUAAGUAUCGCAAUGGAUUAUGUCUAUUUUAUUAUGUACUGUUCUAUCAGUUUAUUAUUUCUCGAUUACAGACUUUCUGCAAAAGCACAUGCCAAUCUCUCUGGAAAGUUAAGUGAAUAUGGUCUUAUCGUGCCAUUCAGUACAGACUCCCGCGGCCGGUACGUUUCCCACGUGGUCUCAGCCGCGUCUGGAGGUAAAGGCGGGGGCGCGCGCCCUGGACGAAGACGGGUAGCCCGCAGCGCCUCCGAGACUCUUUCUGUAACCUCAACCGGACAACACUUAUUUUUCAACGUCACUGUUUUUGGGAAGGAAUUGCACUUACGCCUAAAAGCCAACCGAAGACUGGUUGCGCCAGGUGCUUCCCUGGAAUGGCAGGAAGACUUUGAGGAAAAGGCCCAUGAGCAAAUUAAUGGCGACUGCGUUUUCACGGGGGAUGUAUCCGAUAUGCCCAAGGCCACGGUGGCAAUAAGCAACUGCGAUGGACUGGCAGGCCUGAUUCGCACUGGUAACGGGGAGUUUUUCAUUGAGCCCUUAGAGAAGGGGCAGCAGGAAGUGGAAGAGAAGGGGCGUGUUCACGUGGUGUACCGCAGGUCCGCCGUCAAACAGGACCCAACCCAGAGGAGGGAGGACGUCCACAGCGAAGUUUCCGAAUUUGGAAUCGGUGAACUUCACAACAAUUUGGACCUGAUGGAGCACAAGCUGUCCGAGUCGGAACGCCAGCAUUCUGAGUCGGAGCGCAAGCGCAGGCAUGCCAGGAAGGACGACUACAACAUGGAGGUGCUGCUGGCCGUGGACGACUCGGUGGUGCGGUUUCACGGGAAGGAGCAUGUCCAGAACUACGUCCUGACGCUCAUGAACAUCGUUGAUGAAAUCUACCACGAUGAAUCCUUGGGAACCAACAUCAAUAUUGUCCUUGUUCGUAUGAUAAUGGUCGGGUAUAGACAGUCCGUAAACCUGAUUGAGAAGGGGAACCCGUCGCGCAGUCUGGAGCAGGUGUGCCGCUGGGCGAACACGCAGCAGCGGCGAAACCCAGGCCACGCUGAGUACCAUGAUCAUGCCAUCUUCCUUACAAGGCAAGAUUUUGGUCCCGCAGGUAUGCAAGGCUACGCCCCCGUGACCGGGAUGUGCCACCCCCUCCGCAGCUGCACGCUCAACCACGAGGACGGCUUCUCCUCCGCCUUCGUCGUCGCCCACGAGACCGGCCACGUGUUGGGCAUGGAGCACGAUGGGCAGGGGAAUCGCUGUGCGGACGAGACCAGCAUGGGGAGCAUCAUGGCCCCUCUGGUGCAGGCGGCCUUCCAUCGCUACCACUGGUCACGCUGCAGCAAGCAGGAGCUCAAUCGCUACAUCCACUCGUACGACUGUCUGCUGGACGACCCCUUUGAGCACAAAUGGCCGAAGCAGCCUGAGCUCCCGGGCAUUAACUACUCCAUGGACGAGCAGUGCCGCUUCGACUUCGGCGUGGGAUACAAGAUGUGCACGGCUUUCCGCACGUAUGACCCCUGCAAGCAGCUGUGGUGCAGUCACCCCGACAACCAGUACUUUUGCAAAACCAAGAAGGGCCCCCCUGUGGACGGGACGGAGUGCGCACAUGGCAAGUGGUGCUUUAAGGGCCACUGCAUCUGGAGGUCCAGCCAGGAGCCGUACGGCCACGACGGGAGCUGGGGGUCCUGGGGGAAGUUCGGCUCCUGCUCCCGGACCUGCGGGGGAGGGGUGCGCUCCCGAAGCAGGCAGUGCGACAACCCACCACCAGCCUAUGGCGGCAGGGACUGUCCCGGCUCCACUUUUGACUACCAGAUGUGCAACACGGAGGAGUGUCCCGGGCCGUACGAGGACUUCCGCGCCCAGCAGUGCCUGCAGAGGAGCAACAAGUACCACCAGAACGUCAAGCACUCCUGGCUGCCGUACGAGCACCCCGACGAGGCCCAUAAGUGUGAGCUGAGCUGCCAGUCCAAGGAGACAGGCGAGGUGGUGUUCAUGAACCAGGUGAUGCAUGAUGGGACACGCUGCAGCUACAUAGACCCCUACAGCGUGUGCACCCGCGGGGAGUGCCUGCAUGUGGGCUGUGACAAGGAGGUGGGGUCGUACAAACAGGACGAUAAGUGCGGAGUGUGCGGAGGGGACAACUCCCACUGCCGUACCGUCAAACUGACCCUCACAAAGACGCCCAAGAAAACCGGCAUGCUGAAGAUGUUUGAUAUCCCCGUCGGAGCCAGACAUAUACUCAUAGAGGAGAACGAGACCUCUCCUCACCUCAUUGCUGUUAAAAAUCAAGUGAGCGGCACGUUCAUCCUGAACGCCAAGAGCGAAGAUGCCAAGUCGAAGACGUUCAUCGAGAGCGGUCUGGAGUGGGAGUACUCGGUGGGGAGCGGGAAGGAGAGCCUGAAGACCAUUGGCCCGCUCCACGAGGGCAUCGUAGUCCUGGUCAUUCCUCAGGAGGAAGAUUCCAAAAUUAGCCUGACCUACAAAUACAUAAUCCAUGAAGACCUGCUGCCUGUCAUUACCAAUAACAACGUUCUGCUAGCGGAGCUGGAUACCUACGAGUGGGCGCUGAAAAGCUGGUCACAGUGUUCAAAGCCCUGUGGAGGAGGAGUCCAGUACACAAAGUACGGCUGCAGGAGGAAGAGCGACAGCAGGCUGGUUCACCGGAACUUCUGCGACGCCGGGAAGAAGCCCAAACCGAUCCGGAAGCGCUGCAACAUGAACGAGUGCAGCCAGCCGGCGUGGCAGGUGCAGGAAUGGGGCCCAUGCAGUCGGACGUGUGGAAAGCUGGGCUUCCAGUCCAGGCUGGUGCAGUGUGUGCAAGCGCUCCACAACGGGACCACCAGGACUGUCCACACCAAGUACUGCACCCAGGAGCGGCCCGAAAUGAGGAGGCCCUGCAACCGGUCCACCUGUCCCGCCCAGUGGAGGACAGGUGCCUGGUCCCAGUGCUCAGUCAGCUGUGGGGAGGGAAUUCAGCAGCGGCAGGUCGUGUGCCGCUCCAGCGACAGCAGCCUGGGCCAGUGUGAGGCGGAGAGGCCCGAAACCGUGCUAAUCUGCAAAUUGGCACCCUGUCCAGGGCAGUUAAUAUUGCCCUCCUCCAGCGCAGACCUGUUUGUGAAUGGGUCCAUAAAGGAUGAACUCUUAUCCCAGGUCAUCCCUGACAACCUUGUGAAUAAAAUAUCCUCAAAUGACGCCUGUCUGGGUGAUAAAUCCAUAUUCUGCCAGAUGGAGGUGCUGGCUCGCUACUGCUCCAUUCCAGGCUACAACAAGCUGUGCUGUGAGUCCUGCAGCCGGAUCCUGGACUCCACUACACCAACCGCCAACCUCAACAAGUCCACCACGGCGAUGCCUAAUUCCACGGGUCCUGUCCCGCCCAGUUCCGUCCCACUACCAGAGGCAACUCUUACCCUGGCCACUCAGAGUCCCCCUCAGACCACCACGGAGUCUUCCGGACGGCUUCGUUCGACCGUGCAAGGCCCGACUGUCCCCACUCCCAGCCUGAAGUCCGCUGGACCCCCAGCUGCAAGCGACCAGGGUUUGACUGAGCGCCCUGCCAGGGACCCCCCCCUGACUGAGCGCCCUGCUAGGGACCCCCCCCUGACUGAGCGCCCUGCCAGGGACCCCCCCCUGACUCACAGCCCUGCCAGGGACCCCUCCCUGACUCAGAGCCCAGCAGGUGACCCCUCCCUGACUGAGCAUCCUGCCAGGGCCCCCCCCCUGACUGAGCGCCCUGCCAGGGACCCCCCCCUGACUCAGAGCCCAGCAGGUGACCCCCCCCUGACUGAGCGCCCUGCCAGGGACCCCCCCUGACUCAGAGCCCAACAGGU
Molecule: messenger RNA, 4912 nt
Organism: Anguilla rostrata (American eel)
Lineage: Eukaryota; Metazoa; Chordata; Actinopteri; Anguilliformes; Anguillidae
Product: A disintegrin and metalloproteinase with thrombospondin motifs 3
Exons: 22
Coding region: 1113-4895 (1260 amino acids)
Biological process (GO): extracellular matrix organization; proteolysis
Cellular component (GO): extracellular matrix
Molecular function (GO): metalloendopeptidase activity
Source: RefSeq, a predicted model, not a curated record